GCGGAGAGGUCACAGGCGUCACUCCGCUGGGCACAGUUUGUGUCGUCAGCACGUAGACGGUAGAAAUCUGUGGCGAACUGUGGUCCAAGCCGUCCAAGUUGUGCAGCUGUUUGCGUAGUUCGCUAAUAGGUCUGUGCGUGUGAUAUAGGGUAUGUAGUAUGGUCCUGAACGUCUUUAGCUGUCAGGUUGAGUGUUUUAUCUGGUGUUAAUAGUAUGAGCUUAGAUUAUGUUGAAGUCAGGACUUCGAUAAGUGAACUCAGUUCUACAUAUUUGGUAAGAAGCUGUUAAAACAUAAUUACGUCUCUCGUGAAGAGAGAGAGAGAGAGAGUAAUUUGCGAUUUAAGUCGACUCCUUACUUGGAUUUUGCUGACAUAAGAGCUUCUUUGUAUCGCAUACGCUGGUGGCGAGAUGUCUAUUUUUGUGUGUGAUAAAGGAUUCAUUGAGGAUUAAAUGUUUGAAAGGGACGCGAAUACUUCCUGGGAAUGAAAGAAUAUGCCAUUAGGAAGGUCCAGGAAAACCAGGUGUGACUGAAACUGAAUGGGACAAGUCAGCUACUGGUCUAUCCUGAUGAUGUGAAUCUACUGGGUGAUAAUAUAGAUACUGUAAAGAAAAACACAGAAACUUAAAUUGAUGCUAGCGAGGAUGUUGGUCUAGAGAUGUUGAUUUUGCAGUAAUGGGUGAUUCUGUUGAUAAUGAUUCAGCCUUUUGUGAUCUUGAAAUGGAGCAACAAGUACUUCCCGUAUUUCCCGACUCAUCAAAACCGUGUGUUGAAGUAUGGAAUGACAAAUUGGCAAGAGGAGUUUUAUCGUGCACACACUUUAAGGAACACUGGCGAAUCUGGGUUCCUAAAAUCUAUAGCCCUGAACCUAAUAGAAAUUGCCUUGAUUGGAGCUUUGAUGAGUCCAAAGCUCAGGAGGUUUUGUUUGACACUUUGGAACAGUUUAUUUGUAAUGGUGAUCCACAAGAGGUUGUGACAAAAUUGAGUCAGUUGGAUAGCCCACCUUCAGUUUGUGGGCGAGUAUUCAAGAUGGGGGAGCCAACAUACAGUUGCCGUGAAUGUGGUCUGGACUCCACUUGUGUCCUUUGUGUGAACUGUUUCAAGCAGUCUGCCCAUCGUUUUCAUAAAUAUAAGAUGGGAACAUCUGGUGGGGGUGGGUGCUGUGACUGUGGUGAUACCGAGGCAUGGCGGACAGAACCCUUCUGUGACAUACAUCUGGCAGGGUCAGAAACACGGCCAGACUCAACUGGAAACCGUUUGCCUGAUGAUCUCACCGAACGAGCCCGUGCCACAUUCAGGGCUGUGCUGAAGUACGCAUAUCAGUUGCUAACAUUGGAGCACUCUACUGGCCUCCCUUCUGAUCUCCAAGUGAAGGAAUGUGAUGAGGAUCCGCUUGGCUUCCUGGAUACUCCUGACACAUACUGCACUGUCCUGUUUAAUGAUGAAACUCACACUUUUGAACAGGUGAUCACCACAUUAGCUCGGGUCAUUAAAUGCUCACAGAGGGAUGCCAUCGAGUUUGUUACCAACAUUGACCGAGAAGGAAGAGCUGUUGUCAAGUGCUCCACCUUUCAGCACUGCAGUGAGCUCAAGACAGAUAUCGAACGUUUCACUGCUCGUCACGGAAACCGUCCACUGAAGGUGCUGGUGGUGCAUGCUCAUGUAGUAGCCCAUCAGUUUUAUGCCAUGAAACUUUUGGAUUGGCUGCAAAAGAUCCUUGGUUAUGCAGAAGGUUUCCGGGUUGUAUUCAGCGAAGUGGCUCUGCAAACGAAGUCCCCUGAUGCCUCCAUUGUGGAAGGAAUUCUUCUCCGUGAUUCUCAUCUUUGGAAAUCUGCGCGUACACAUUGGCAUCGCCUUAUCAUCUCGGGCAUGUUGAUGGAGUAUGAAAGCAAGAAAGAAUUUGCGAAAGUCUUUACAAAGAAUUAUGGUUCCGUUCUCAAGGACUUCAUGAGAGAUGACCAUGACCACUCAUUCUCAGUAGCAUCUAUGUCCGUUCAAGUUUUUACUGUCCCAACAUUAGCUCAUCAUUUGAUCGCAAAAGAAGAGGUACUCUUCAACCUUCUACACACAUUUAUUUCCGAGUGUUCUAGAAAAUGCAACAAAGCUGGAAAGCUGGAAUUUGAACGUAAUGUUCCAAGUGGCACCUUCAAACGUGCUCAAUAUAUACUCUAUGAUUUAAGAUAUUUGCUUAGUUCAAAACCUACAGAAUGGACUGAUGAUCUUCGGAGGGGUUUCUUACAGGGAAUAUCCCUGCUUCUGAAUCUUCUGACGUGUAUGCAAGGAAUGGAUUUAGUGACGAGACAGGUGGGCCAGCAUAUGGAGUAUGAACCUGAAUGGGAAUCUGCAUUUAAUCUUCAUAUCAAAUUGGCCCCUGCUAUCACUCUUGCUCUGGAAUGGUGCGGCACUGACAGGGUUGUACUGAUCAAAGCUUAUCGAGCGACGCUGAAGAAGUUGUAUGCAAAUCCAAGUUUUGAUCAUACUCAAGCUGGUGAGGUACGCGAGUUGGCUGACCACAGCGCUACAUGCAUCCAGUAUGAUGUUGCAUCGCAACCAGUGUCCAUCCAUCUGCCUUUGUCUCGUUUUCUAGCAGGUCUACAUCUGCAUUUGGAAAAAUUUGGUCUCAGUUUUGACAGCCAUGAACUACAGGUGUUUCCGAGACCAACACCAGAGCAGCUGAUUGAAUUGGUGCUACGAACACAAGUAAUGAUCUCACAAGUGCACGCAGGGAUGUGGCGACGUAAUGGGUACUCACUUCUGAAUCAGUUGUACUUCUAUCAUAAUGUGAAGUGUCGCUCAGAAAUGUUGGACCGUGAUAUUGUGCUCCUCCAAGUUGGAGCAUGUUUGAUUGAGAGCAAUGAGUUUCUCAUUCAUCUGCUCAACAAGUUUAAUUUAAUGAAUUGGGCUAAUCCCCAGUUUGAACUGAACACUUUGAAAAGUCCAGAAGAAGACAGCAUGAGGCAAACCAUUAGUUUGGUUGAAGAAUUCUUAGGGGUGCUGGUCAUGUUGGUGGGUGAGAGAUAUACUCCAGGUGUGGGGAAGGUCACUUCUGAUGACCGAAUUAAGAAGGAACUUAUCCAGCAACUGUGCAUUAAGCCUCUGCCUCACUCUGAAUUGAACAAAACGUUGCCUGAAGAUGUGAACCAUGAAACUGGCAUGGAGAGGGUUAUAGAUCAGGUUGCUGAAUUCAAGAAGCCAGGACAGGGAACAGGAAAGGGUGUCUAUGAACUGAAGCCUGAACUCUAUUCUGAAUAUAAUGUCUUCUUUUACCAUUACACAAGGGAAGAGUUGUCAAAAUCUGAAGAGACUCAGCGCAAAAGGCGGAAAGCUGCAGGUGAAGCAGAAUGUUGCCCUCCUCCACCAUUACCGCCAUUAACAGAUGCAUUUAUGAUGAUGGCUAAUUUGCUUCAGUGUGAUGUGAUGCUCCAUAUUAUGCAAGUUGUAUUGGAACGCAGUGUUAACCUUCGAGCUAGGAGUUUCUCUGAAGCUCAACUGCACAAAGUCUUACAUCUUAUUGGGUAUGCCUUGCAGGAGGAGGAGAAACAGUAUUGCCAGUUUUUACUCUUUACUGAACGUGCCGAGAAGUGGGGAUUGGAGCAGCUUAUAGAAGAAUUGUGUUCAAAUCCAAGGGUUGAAGCACACAAAGAUUUGUUGGCAUGGACGUUGGCUAAAUACCGACAAGUGGCGGCCCCAAGGAGGCAAGGAGUUCCAGCUAAUACUGCACCUUCAACACCUAUACAAGAAACAUCACAAAGUGAAGAUACAGCAAAGGAGGAGAAAGAGUGGCGAGCUAAGAUGGCAGCUCAAAAGAGAGCAAAGAUUAUGGCUCAGAUGACAGCCAUGCAGAAAAACUUCAUGAAAGAGAAUGCAAAGUUGUUUGAAGCUACUUCAUCUGAAGUGGGGAAAACAGGUGAACUAAGGGACUCUGCUAUGGAUCUCACUGAGAGUCUAGAAGCAACUCCAGUGUCAUUAGGACCAAAUCAGACAUCCAAAGUUACCACAGAGCACACUUACACAUGUAUCCUUUGCCAGGAAGAUCAGACUGUGUCUGCAGAUGGGCCAGCAUUGGUAUUAGCAGCAUUUGUUCAGCAGUCUACAGUUCUUUGUCAGCGCCGUAAAACAGAAAGCCUGGACAUGGAGGAAAGUGGUGGGGAUGACCAGCCAGAUCCCCUGUUGCUUCCUGCAACCCUAGGCCCUGCACCACACACUGGCACGUGUGGUCAUGUUAUGCACAGUCACUGCUGGCAGAAAUAUUUUGACAAUAUUUUAGCUAAGGAAAACAGACGACCAUAUCGUCUCCGUCAGCCCUCAAGCUUCGACGUAGAAAAGCAUGAGUUUCUUUGUCCAUUGUGUGAAUGCCUCAGUAAUACUGUAUUGCCUCUAGUUCCACCUCUUGGAGCAUUACAGCCACCACAGUCAUCAGGUCAACCAGCACAAACAAAUAUUAGCUUCGAAGCUUGGUUACAAGGACUUCAGAUUGCACUGAAGUACAAAAGGAAACUUACAAAUGGUGUUCGAAACUUAGAAUCAAGGCGAACUUCACCACGAAUCCAGGCCAUCCGUGCACAGGAAAGUAGUUCAGAACAGAACCAGUCAGAUUUUCAGAUUGGUGACACUGAUGGAGAUUCUCAGCCCCUUCAACAGUUGCUGUAUACAUGCCCUCUAGAUCAAGUUGCCAUUGAGUUGGGUGAUUCAGGACCAAAUUUUGCAGCCCUCUUCUCAGCUGAUAGAAAUCUUGCAGAACAACCAAAAUUUUCAGACAGCCUCUCAGAUAUAAUAAUCCUAUAUUCUCAAGCUACAUAUACAAAAGGUCUGUGUGUCCAUCCUCACCUAGGUGACUCACGAGUACCACUGAUGACAUGGAAAUCUUGCGCAUACACAAUCCAUUCUCUGGAAUGCUUGUUGCGAGACAUGAAGAAACCAUUGCUUGGAGACCUGUCGUGUCGUCGACAGGACUGCUUGGAAAGUUUAGUUCGUAUUGUUGGAGUGCUGGGUACCACUUGGAAUCGACCAGAAAUUAUAAGCAGUCAUGCUCUACGUUUGCUUUCAAUGAUUCUUGAUAAUCCAUCUGAUGGUCCAUGUAUUUUUGACUGGGAUUGUUUUGGAGUGCUGGUGCCUCUAACACUCUCCCUUCCAAGUCUCUUCUCGAGUGAUCAGCCUACUCCAAUUCCAAGUGGGAACACGCAAGAGUUAAACACACUGAAACUCAUGUUUCUAUCACAUGUUGUCAAAAUUUUACUGACAGCUGAUUUCAGCGAGGGAAUAAUGCCAAUGGACGUGGAUGAAGAAGAGUCAGCAGUGAAUAGCAAUAUAUUAGAGCUUGUGAGUACUGUUCGUAAGGUGGCAGCAGUGACUGGUGGUGAAAAUGCAGCUAAGUUGGAUGCCCGUGUUGUAUGGACACAGGUUAAAGAUGCUUGUAUUCCAUUUCUGCGUUGCUGUGCUUUAUUCUACCAUUUUCUUACUGGUGUUCCUGGGCCAGAUGUACUUAUGGAAGUUGGAGGAGACUCAUUUGAAAAUCUUUGUGCCUAUUUGGGUCUCCCAAAUUCUUACCAUGAACUGGUAUCUUCAUCUGUCGUUUUUGAUCUGUCAGUGAAAUGGGCAAAGCAUGAGAAGGUGCGUGAAUAUUUGUCUGGAGCAUCAAACUUGACUCCUGUUGCUGUCCCCCUGCCUGUGAACCAGUUAGUCGCCCUUCCUGCAGACUACAGCGAACUGAUCAACACAGUCUCUCUCUUCACCUGCCCAAACAGUGAACAUGAAGACUCCCGUAACCCAACGAUGUGCUUGGUUUGUGGUCAGAUGCUAUGUUCUCAGAGCUACUGUUGCCAAACAGAGCUGGAUAAAAUUUUAGUUGGUGCAUGUACUUAUCAUGCCCAUGAAUGUGGUGCUGGAGUUGGAAUAUUUCUUCGAGUACGAGAAUGUGAAAUUCUUCUCCUAGCCAGUCCAAAUAGAGGCUGUUUCAUGUCUCCUCCAUACCUUGAUCAAUAUGGUGAGACAGAUCAAGGUUUAAGGCGAGGGAAUCCACUGCGGCUCUGUCCUGAGAGAUACAAGAAACUCCAACUGCUGUGGUUGGGGCAUGGCAUUCAUGAGGAGAUUGCAAGAGCCAUAGAGUCGAGUUCCAGUGUUGUGCCCACCCAAUGGCAGCAUCUGUAGAUUAAGGGAUCCUGGAUAAGUGGGGGAGUGUCUGGGAAUUGAGACUUCAUUGUAAUGGGAAUUAAUUUGUUCCUGAUUUUAAAUGAAUAAUGUGAAGUGAAUAUCAAGUAUGUAAGAUAUGAAGCUUUCACAGCAAAGCAGCAGAAAUAAAAUUACAUCUGGACAAUGUAAACAGGAAGGAACUAUUCAAACUCAGCAAAGCAGAGAAUCUCAGCACCAGGUUAUUAAGGCACCUCCAACACACACACAUCACAAAAAUCCCAAGAAAGAAAACAGAAUAACUGACAACAGGGACACCAGGUUAAGCUGUGUGGUGAUAGGUUAGAAUGACGGAUGACCACGCAGUUUUGACUCUGCCUUCCUACUGCAUAGUACGCUAAUGGGAAGAGGCAUCGAUUUGACAAACUGGUAUAAAUAUCAGUAACAUAGGGUCAUUCACCACAUCAGCCCUCAUGAUAAGAGACUGAGGAGAUGUCUGAAAUGUUAGUUUUUAGUUCAACAUUGAUCCAGCUGAUUGCCUGAGAAGGUUUUAGCACAUGAAUAUUAGACAUUUUGUCAUUAUAAAGAUUCUUGGUAAUGGUUUGAUAUUAUUAUGUUCUCUGGACAUUAUCCAUCAUGUGUAUUUGGCCCAGUCACAAGGAUUUGCUGAAUAUCUUUACCCUAUUCCUUACCAGGAGACAUAGACAAAGCCAGACUGUGAAGCACUGUAGUUGUAACCUCAACUACGGAGAGUGGACACUGUCCAACGAAAAAUCCUUACAUCUCUCAUAUAUUUGUUGUGUUUAUGUCUGUUGUAAAAUUCCUAGAUAUUCCCCCAGCUUCAUUAAUUUUAGUAAAUCUCUUUCCUUCAUAAUUCUAUAAAUUAUGUGAAUCCGAUCUUUUUAUAAUACUGAGACGUUACAUAAGGUAUGUACAUUUUCUGCAUGUUGCAUGGUAUUUCAUAAUCACCGGUUUUAAUUUUACUGUCAACACAUCUCGAAUAUAAUGCUGUAAUAAUAACACCAGUCAAACCUUACAUGUAACAUUUAAUAUUGUUAGACUGUUAUGAUUUAUGGAUAUAUUCACAGAACUGUAAAACUAUGACAUUAUGAAGCCAGAUCCUAAAAAUGGAGUUAGGAUGUUUCUAAAUUAGGUUGCACUUUUCAACAGUUAUACCCAAAAAUGAGUAAGGCUGUAAGUGUGAAACAUACUGUAUUAUGUUGGACAUUUUUUCCUGGUGCAGUUGCCUGUUUCACAAAUGUUCCAUAUGAUGUCCUUGGGUAAUACAGACGAUGUCUCAUAUGUCCCACCUUAACCUAGGUAACAGUUCUCAUUUACGUUUUGUCAGGCGUUUGUGAUGGGAUGCUGAUACACUUGAUCCUUGAUGUAGUGACAUGGGGAAAAGUUGGCUGUGGUCAAGUUAGGUGACUGAGGGAACCAGGCCAUGCAUCAGGAAAGGAUAAUCAUGUCUGUGUUCCAUGGACAUAUGGGGUUUCUGCUCCUCCACUUUGCCACUGGUGUAGAACAUGGCCUCAUAGCGAGCUGUUUAUACAAAAAAGUGUCACCUAAUUCUGAAUGACUCUGUAUAAUUCCAGUUAUUAAGUAAAUGCUGAAGUCUCUAUACAGAAGGAGUAUGCACAAUGAAACUAGAUGAAAUAAUUUAAUUUCUAACAUUUCAUACAGGAAAUAGUGCUAUUUGAUGACCAAAAAUUUAGUUCCACAGACGGUGGGCAUGGCAGCACUCCA
Molecule: messenger RNA, 7870 nt
Organism: Cryptotermes secundus
Lineage: Eukaryota; Metazoa; Arthropoda; Insecta; Blattodea; Kalotermitidae
Gene: Ubr1
Product: E3 ubiquitin-protein ligase UBR2
Exons: 10
Coding region: 674-6145 (1823 amino acids)
Biological process (GO): ubiquitin-dependent protein catabolic process via the N-end rule pathway; protein ubiquitination
Cellular component (GO): ubiquitin ligase complex; cytoplasm
Molecular function (GO): ubiquitin protein ligase activity; zinc ion binding
Source: RefSeq, a predicted model, not a curated record